This is a messenger RNA of Chaetomium globosum CBS 148.51, 975 nucleotides long. RefSeq lists its product as uncharacterized. The transcript has 3 exons. Gene Ontology annotation, cellular component: plasma membrane. The record is from RefSeq and is a predicted model, not a curated record. NCBI's taxonomy places the organism in Eukaryota, Fungi, Ascomycota, Sordariomycetes, Sordariales, Chaetomiaceae. Bases 1 to 975 code for a protein of 324 amino acids.
AUGAACCACACAUCAGACGACCAGGGCUCCUCCAAGGGCAAGGCCCCCAGCUCCGGCAAUGGCGGUUUCCGGGCCCAAGCAAACAUGAAGGUCGAACCCCCGAAGCCCGAGGACCUGCAACGCAGCUACGCCAGCAUCGUCGAGGAGGUCCACUAUCCGGGCUGGUAUGGCGCCAUGAUCAACUGUCUCGGCGAGGUUAUCGGCACCCUGGGAGCCAUUCCCUGCUGCAUCUGCUGCCCCAACCCCUUCAAGAAGGUCAACCAGGGCAACGUCGGCCUCGUCACCAAGUUCGGCCGCUUCUACAAGGCCGUCGACCCCGGGCCUCUCGGCCAGCAGACUUGCAUGACCAAGGAUAAUGUGACUCUACACCUGACAAGUGUCAUCUACUACCACAUCGUCUCGCCCCACAAGGCCGCUUUCGGCAUCUCCAACAUCCGCCAAGCCCUAAUUGAGCGGACCCAGACGACGCUCCGCCACGUCGUGGGCGCUCGCGUGCUCCAGGACGUGAUCGAGCGUCGGGAAGAGGUUGCCCAGAGCAUCGGCGAGAUCAUUGAGGAUGUCGCCACUGGCUGGGGGGUCCAGGUCGAGAGCAUGCUCAUCAAGGACAUCAUUUUCAGCCAGGAACUUCAGGAGUCGCUCUCCAUGGCCGCUCAGAGCAAGCGGAUCGGAGAGAGCAAGAUCAUUGCCGCAAAGAGCAGAUCCGCCAAGCUGAUGCGUCAGGCCGCCGACAUCCUGUCGUCCGCGCCGGCCAUGCAGAUCCGCUACCUCGAGGCGAUGCAGGCCAUGGCUAAGAGCGCCAACAGCAAGGUUAUCUUCCUGCCCGCCGCCAACCAGACCAUGCCCAACUCGGCCGCUAUGAACGCCGCUAUCGCCAACAACAGCGACCCCUUUGCCGAGGGCAGCAGCUCCGCCGAGCAUGGCGGCGACCCGGGCUUCCAGCAGGCCAUGAACGCCAGGGUGAUUGAGAACAUCUGA